AUGGAGAAGAAGCGAAGGGCACGCAUUAAUGUGUCACUGGAGCAGCUCAAAUCAUUGCUAGAGAAACACUACUCGCACCAGAUUCGGAAACGCAAGUUGGAGAAGGCGGACAUACUGGAGCUGAGCGUCAAGUACAUGAAAAGCCUUCAGAACUCGGUGCAAGACUUGUAA
Messenger RNA from Cervus elaphus (red deer), 171 nucleotides. RefSeq names its product transcription factor HES-3-like. The record is from RefSeq and is a predicted model, not a curated record. Gene Ontology annotation, biological process: regulation of neurogenesis; regulation of transcription by RNA polymerase II; anterior/posterior pattern specification. Gene Ontology annotation, molecular function: DNA-binding transcription factor activity, RNA polymerase II-specific; protein dimerization activity; RNA polymerase II cis-regulatory region sequence-specific DNA binding. Bases 1 to 171 code for a protein of 56 amino acids. NCBI's taxonomy places the organism in Eukaryota, Metazoa, Chordata, Mammalia, Artiodactyla, Cervidae. Gene Ontology annotation, cellular component: nucleus. The transcript is spliced from 3 exons.